Molecule: messenger RNA, 859 nt
Organism: Betta splendens (Siamese fighting fish)
Lineage: Eukaryota; Metazoa; Chordata; Actinopteri; Anabantiformes; Osphronemidae
Exons: 6
Coding region: 46-735 (229 amino acids)
Source: RefSeq, a predicted model, not a curated record
UAUAUAAAACAGAUGUGAGAGUGACACAGAGGCAUUGGAGAAACGAUGAAGACUUUGUGUGUUGCUAUUGUUGUGCUGAGUCUCACCUCAGUGUGUCAGUCAACAGCGCUGACCUGUGAGCAGUUGAAAAAGCCACUCGACCAAAGUCCAGAUGUGUCUGGAAGAUGGUACAUGAUAGCGCUGAGCUCAGACAUCUGUCUGAUUCCAACCCUCCUGAAUUCCUUGCUUUGGCCCAGUGUUGUUGUAGACGUUACAGCACAGGACCAAACCACACCAAACAUCUACAAUGCCAACUUUACAUUCAACAUGCAUGACUUUUGUGACUCAGAGGUUGAAACCUUUGUCCUUAAAAGCAGCAGCCUUUUUGAUGUGGACAGCAACAAUGCUCCAACUGGUGAGCCUGAUACGCUGCUGCACACUGGCUGUCCUGACUGCCUCGUUAUCAAGGGGAAUGAUGACAUCAACUUGCUCAUGUACCUCAGUAGGAGAAAAACUGUCACUGAUGCUGAGCUGAAGGAGUUUGAGACACAGUCAGAAUGUAUGGGCUGGUCCAAACCAGAGGUUCUAAACACAGUCCAUGAAUACAAAGACUGCAAGUCCUUUGAUGACGACAAUGAGCAUGAUGUUUCAACUUUAUUGGCCAAGAUGGGUCAACGAAUGAAAAGCUCAUUUAUGUCUCCUCUUCGAUGUAUUGGACAGUAUAUUUUUAACAUCCCUUCCAUUGGGUGGACAUAGAAAGAGUUGAACAGCCUUCUGUGAAUGAACAAAUAAAAACUACACUAAAUGUGAAACACUGCAACUAUUUCAGCUGUUUUUUUCUAGCAUUACUUUUAAAAUAAAUUCAGCUUUGUAGCAUUCA